AUGGUGACCACCAGAAGUAGAGACGGAAACAAUACAGACCCUAUGGAGCAAAUGAGGCGACUUCAGGACCAGCUGGAACGACAGAAUCAACUCAUACUACAACAACAAGAGGCCUAUCUAAAGAUCACAGAGGAACUUAAACAACUCAAGGAGAAACAGCGAGAUGCAACAGAUGACCACAGCCGGAAUGAUGAUGAAGACCAUACGGCACAGAACAGGGGACCUCCUCGCUCCCCGGACCUGCUACCCUUCACAGAGGCUAUCAUGCAUGCUCCUAUGCCCGACCGGCCUCCUCCGCAAAUAGAAAAGUUCGACGGAACAACCGACCCAGAACAUCACCUCCGAAGCUUCCUGGAUUCAAUGGCCUUUUAUUCCAGCGACGAUCCGGUCAAAUGCCGAGCGUUUUUCCUAUCCCUGAAGGGGGAAGCUCUCGAAUGGUACUAUGCUCUCCCUCCUAACUCCAUUGACAGUUUCCGUACGUUUGCCGGGCUAUUGAAGAGGCAAUACGUAUCUAACCGAAAAGAGGCAACUACAGCGGCCGAACUCGUCAAUCUCAGACAGGAGAAAGACGAGCCACUUAGAAAAUUCAUGCAUCGUUACACUGAAGUAGCAAGAAGAGUAAAGGGGGUAAGUCAUGAGUUUAUCAUCACUAAUUUACCUAACUGCCUGAAGCCGGGUUAUGUCUCAGAAUCACUGUACGCCAAGUUGCCUAAAACCAUGGAGGAGCUGCAAGAAAAAAUGAACAAGUUCAUUAUGAUGGAAGAUCAGCGGCAUUUUCGCCGGAAAACGGACGCUGCCACAGCCGGGACAAAACAUGAGGGGGGACGGUCACGAGAUAAAAACCGUAACCAAAGGCCGCCGCAAAAAUACGCCCCUGCGCCUUAUAAUCCUCAGUACAAUCGGUACGCCCCUCUAACGGCCUCUAGGGAAAGGGUAUUUGAAAAAGCCCUACAGGCCAACCUAAUUUCCGCUCCAAGACGAGGAACUCCAGAUGCCGCAGACGGAGCUAAAGUUUGUAGAUAUCAUGGCAACCAGGGGCACACUACAGAAGAAUGUCGGGCCCUCAAAGACAGGAUUGAAAAGUUGAUUCGUGAAGGACAUUUGCAGGAAUUUGUCCGAACAUAUGCACGCCAACGAGACCGAUCGCCGAGGGGAGCCAGAAGAAGUCCCGAGCAUACCAGAAGAAAUACCGAGCGUUCCCGGAAUCAGCACCGUGAACGCUCUCACAGUAGACCCCAAAAGCGCGACCCCACUCCGCGGGGACGGAUCGAUACUAUAUCGGGCGGUUUUGCGGGAGGAGGGGCCUCAUCCUCAGCUCGCAAAAGACACGUAAGAAGUCUACGAAGCGUUCACAACAUCGUCCGCAACCCUCUAUCGAUGCCGGACAUCACCUUCACAGACGAAGAUUUUCACGCUCCAGACCCCGACCAAGAUGAUCCAAUGGUGAUAACCGCCCGUAUAGCCGAGUACGACGUAAGUAAAGUUCUGAUCGAUCAAGGCAGCUCCGUCAAUAUCCUAUAUUGGACCACUUUCCAAAAGAUGGGACUGUCAGAAGACAUAAUAGCACCAUUCGGAGAGCAAAUUGUCGGCUUUGCGGGCGAACGAGUGGAUACUCGAGGCUACGUAGAUCUCAGAACCUGGCUGGGAACUGGCGACAGGGCCAAGGAACUCCGUACGCGGUUCCUGUUAGUAGAAGCCCACACCUCAUAUAACGCCCUCCUUGGGCGGCCGUGCCUCAAUGCUUUCGGUGCCAUAGUCUCCACUCCACAUCUGGCGAUGAAAUUCCCUUCGGAAGAAGGAAAGAUAUGUACCGUACGGGCAGAUCAGAAAAUCGCCCGACAGUGUUAUGUGGCGUCUUUAAAAGACAAGACAUAUCGUAGAGAAAAACGAUCGGAGGCAAUACUGGUCGAUUUAGACCCCAGGACCAACACCGAUGAUCGCAUUCAACCCCAGGGGGAAACCAAACAAUUCAUCCUUGGCAGAAACGCCGACCAAACCACCUCCAUCGGCGCCGGCUUGACGCCAGAACAAGAAAGGGACCUGACUGCAUUACUGAAAACGAACAACAAACUUUUUGCAUGGACCGCCUCUGACAUGCCAGGAAUUCACCCCAGCGUGAUCACCCACAAGCUGUCAAUAUUCCGUGAAGCCCGUCCGGUCGCUCAGAAGAAACGGCGGCUAGGCAAUGACAAAAGAGAAGCCGUGCAGGCCGAGGUAGACAAGCUGGUGAAAGCCGGAUUUGUCUGGGAAAUCCGAUACAGCACUUGGCUCGCAAAUGUUGUGAUGGUAAAGAAAGCGAACGGUCAGUGGCGAAUGUGUGUUGACUUCACUGACCUAAAUAAAGCCUGUCCGAAGGAUAACUACCCCCUUCCCAGCAUCGACCGGUUAGUAGACGGUGCUUCGGGACACGCAGUCUUGAGCUUCCUCGACGCCUAUUCCGGGUACAACCAAAUCCCCAUGUACGUCCCGGACCAGGAGAAGACAGCUUUCAUAACGGAGCAUGCCAAUUACUGCUACGAGGUGAUGCCGUUCGGCCUAAAAAAUGCCGGCGCAACGUACCAACGGCUCAUGGACAAAGUCUUUCGAGAGCAAAUCGGGCGGUGUAUGGAAGUCUAUGUAGACGAUAUGGUGGUAAAGAGCUCCUCGCAUCAGCAACAUUUGAAAGACCUGACAAAAGUCUUUCAACAACUCGAGCGGUAUGACCUACGAUUGAACCCGUUGAAAUGCACCUUUGGAGUGCAAGCAGGCAAGUUCCUAGGUUUUUUGUUAACCGACCGAGGAAUAGAAGCCAACCCAGACAAAUGCCGGACGAUUUUGGAGAUGCGGAGCCCAACGAAACUCAAGGAGGUCCAGUGCUUAGUCGGACGCCUUACUGCUCUAUCCCGGUUUAUACCGAAGCUCUCCGACCAUAUCAAACCCAUAAUAAAGAAUAUGAGGCAAUCAGUGCGAAGCUGCCUUCUCCACUAUAAAAAAUAUACUAACAUCUCCGCCAGUUAUGGCGCGACCAACAGAAGGCUUCGAUUUACAGCUAUACUUAGCGGCCUCCAACCAUUCGGUAAGCGCCGCCCUCAUUCAGGAAUCUCCAAUUCUUAA
This is a messenger RNA of Vigna radiata var. radiata (mung bean), 3093 nucleotides long. RefSeq lists its product as uncharacterized. Lineage: Eukaryota; Viridiplantae; Streptophyta; Magnoliopsida; Fabales; Fabaceae. The record is from RefSeq and is a predicted model, not a curated record. The transcript has a single exon. Bases 1 to 3093 code for a protein of 1030 amino acids.